GUUCCCUGGCCACUUCCUCUUUUCCCACUCGCUGGCCAUGGGGAAAUCCCCACUGGUCACUAUAAGAAGGCCCUGGGCUCUGUGCAGAAGCCAGUCAGUGGCUCCACCAAGGAGGACAAGAUGAGGCCGGGUCUCUCCUUUCUUCCAGCCCUUUUGUUCUUCCUUGGCCAGGCUGCAGGGGAUUUGGGGGAUUCAGAAUUCCUGAUCCCCAGUCCUGACUCCAGCACCUUCAGCUCCAGCUCCAGGUCGGGCACCAGUUUCAGCUCCAGCUCCAGUGGGAGCUCCAGCUACAGCUCGGGUUCUGGCUCCAGGGGGGGCUACAGCUCAGGCGGCAGAGGAUCCGUGUCCCAGUCAUUUUCCAAUUUCACCGGCUCCGUGGAUGACCGUGGGACCUGCCAGUGCUCCGUGUCCCUGCCGGACACCACCUUUCCCGUGGACAGAAUGGAACACUUGGAAUUCACAGCUCACGCUCUUUCUGAGGAGUUUGAGAAAGAGCUUUCUAAAGUGAAGGAAUAUGUCCAAUUAAUCAGUGUGUAUGAAAAGAAACUUUUAAACCUAACUGUCCGAGUUGAAAUUAUGGAAAAAGAUACCAUUUCUUACACUGAACUGGACUUUGAGCUGAUCAAGGUAGAAGUGAAGGAGAUGGAAAAACUCAUCAUACAGCUGAAGGAGAGUUUUGUUGGAAGCUCAGAAGUCGUUGACCAGCUGGAAGUGGAGAUAAGGAAUAUGAGUCUCCUGGUAGAGAAGCUUGAGACGCUAGACAAAAACAAUGUCCUUGCCAUUCGCCGAGAAAUCGUGGCUCUGAAGAACAAGCUGAAGGAGUGUGAGACCUCGAAGGGUGAAAACACUGUCAUCCCCACUCCUCCCACCUCGGGGAGCUGUGGUCAUGGUGGCGUGGUGAACAUCAGCAGACCAUCCGUGGUUCAGCUCAACUGGAGAGGAUUUGCUUAUAAGUACGGUGCCUGGGGCCGGGAUUACUCUCCCCAGAAUCCAGACAAUGGGUUAUAUUGGGUGGCGCCACUGAAUACAGAUGGGAAACUGCUGGAAUAUUACAGACUCUAUAACAAGCUGGAUGAUUUGCUGUUGUAUAUAAAUGCUCGAGAGAAUCGGAUCACGUAUGGCCAAGGUGGUGGUACAGCAGUUUACAACAACAACAUGUAUGUCAACUGGUACAAUACCCGGAACAUUGCCAGAGUUAACCUGACCACCAACACGGUUGCUGUCACUCAAGUUCUCCCUGAUGCUGCCUACAAUAACCGUUUUUCAUAUGCUAAUGUCGCUUGGCAAGAUAUUGACUUUGCUGUGGAUGAGCAUGGGUUAUGGGUGAUUUAUUCAACUGAAGCCAGCACUGGUAACAUAGUGAUUAGUAAACUCAAUGACACCACACUUCAGGUGCUAAAGACUUGGUAUACUAAGCAGUAUAAACCAUCCGUUUCUAAUGCCUUCAUGGUGUGUGGGGUUCUGUAUGCCACCCGUAUUCUGAACACGAAAACAGAAGAGAUUUUUUACUACUAUGACACAAACACAGGACAAGAGGGCAGACUAGACAUUGUAAUGUAUAAGAUGCAGGAAAAAGUGCAGAGCAUUAACUACCACCCUUCUGACCGGAAACUUUUUGUCUAUAAUGAUGGUUACCUUCUGAAUUAUGAUCUUCUCUUUGGGCAGGAACCCCAAUAAGCUGUUUAGGUGCUAGAGUGAGAGAGAAAGAAAAUGUUCAUUGAAAGAAUAUUCUACUCCACUUAUUUAGGUAUCUGCAGGGGAAUCUAAAGUGUGUUUGUUUAGUAGCAAUAUUUGGGUACAGAGUUCUUACAUACUAGAGACCUAGGAUAUUUGCCCUGAUUUGAUGAGUCUUGUGGGUCAUCCACCUCAUGGGAUGCAUUUUUCAACUGAAAAUAAGGUCCUUACUUAUUUCAGUUGGGAUUGUCUUAGGGGCAUUAUGGG
Messenger RNA from Carlito syrichta (Philippine tarsier), 1941 nucleotides. It is a transcript of the gene OLFM4, whose product is annotated as olfactomedin 4. Gene Ontology annotation, biological process: signal transduction. Bases 121 to 1677 code for a protein of 518 amino acids. The transcript is spliced from 5 exons. Lineage: Eukaryota; Metazoa; Chordata; Mammalia; Primates; Tarsiidae. The record is from RefSeq and is a predicted model, not a curated record.